Messenger RNA from Yamadazyma jaroonii, 1404 nucleotides. NCBI's taxonomy places the organism in Eukaryota, Fungi, Ascomycota, Pichiomycetes, Serinales, Debaryomycetaceae. The record is from the annotation of a GenBank genome assembly.
AUGACUAAAGUUAGUAGUUUUUACAGAGCGAGUUAUACUCAGGCUAUAAUCAUUGGGUUCUUAUCAUUUUUAGCCCCAGGUAUCUUUUCGGCUAUUCAAGGUUUAGGAGCUGGAGGUUUAAAAACUCCUACUACCGCCAAUGCUGCCUAUGCCUUAAGUGCUGGGGUCUUAGUUAUAACAGCUCCUUUAUCAGCAGUCGCAGCUAACAAAUUCGGUUUGAAGCCAACUUUGAUCUUUGGUACUUUAGGUUAUGCGAUCUAUUCUGCCAGUUUAUAUGAGAAUUCAAGAUCUGGUAAUCAAUGGUUCCUUUUAUUUGGAGCUGCAUGUUCAGGCCUUACCGGUGGUCCAUUUUGGACCGCAGAAGCUGCUGUAGCUGUUUCAUAUCCUGAAGAGAAAUUGAGAGGAAGAUUUAUUGCAACUUGGCAAUUUCUCAAUAAAUUCGGUACAAUUAUUGCUGGUGCUAUCAGUUUAUCUUUGAAUAUUAAAGGUAAAACUGGUGGUUCUGUAUCGUUAGAAACUUAUAUUGUUUUAUUUUCCCUUCAAUGUCUUGCACCAUUUGUAAGUUUGUUAUUGUCACCACCUGAAAAGGUUAUCCGUUCUGAUGGAGAAAGAGUAAAAACCAAUAUAACUGAUCAAACUGUUGGAGAAAGAUUCAAAGAUCUCUGGAGAGUUUUUACCAAAAAACAAAUACUUUUCUUAUCCCCUGGAUUUUUAGGUGCUGUUUGGUUAGGUACCUGGCAAGGUAAUUAUACCGCUAAAUACUUUUCUGUCAGAGCAAGAUCUUUGUACUCUUUCGCAACCGCUAUCCUUUGUAUGUUUGUUGAUUUCAUUAUGGGAUGGUUAUUAGAUUUAAAAUUUAGACGAUCAAAGAAAGUUCAAAUUUCCUGGUACGCUAUUGUUACCAUCAUGACGGGCUACUACAUUUAUGCUUUUAUAAUGCAAUCAAAAUUCGACAAGAAUGAUCCAGGUGCAAUGGAUUGGAACGAUCCAGGUUUUCUUCGUGCAUAUGUUCCAUUCUUACUAUUCCGAAUUGGAGUUGAAGCUAUAUUCAAUUGGGUUUAUUAUUGUUUGGGCUCAAUCCCAUUAACUCCUGCUGAAAUUACUAUUGGUGUGAGUCUUAUCCGUUGUUGUGAGUCUUUGGGUCAAUGCUUGUCAUUCGCUGUAGGUGCUGUUAACAAAUCUAAUAUGGUAAACUUAAGUGUUUCAGCAGCCAUUUUCUUUGCUUGUGUACCUUCAGUGACUUAUGCCACUACUUUAUGUACUGAUGAAUCACCUUUAGUGGAAAAUGAAGUUGAUGUAAAUGGUGAUAAUGAAAGCGAAAUCGAAAUUCAUGUGGAAAAAGAUGAUUUGAAGAAGUCUAAUGUUUCCGUUGAUGUCUAUCCAGUGGAGAAUGAAAAGGCUUAA